UUUACGAGAGUAAUGAGCGUAGUGUAUUAAACACGAUUAGUAGUCAGUUAUUUUGAAACAGCAACAUGCAGCAGCAGCAGCAGCAGCAGCAGAGAAGCGGAGGAGAGCAAAAAAAAAGCCUUACGACGACGGUCACACUCUCCUUCCUCGGGAACUGCAAUGUUACCAUAAAUAGCAAAACGCGAUUUCUUCUUCGCCCGGAGAUUGUCGUUUGAGGCUACUGUAGAGCGAGAGAGAGAGAGAGAGAUAAACAGAACGAAGCAGAGAGAAAUUUUUGAUUCGAAGAGUGCUGAUCUGUGGGGCUCCUUUUGUUGUUAGGAGAAAGAAGCCUUCUACUCCAUUGUAAAAAAAAAUGGAGAGGUCAGUAAAAGUCAACGGUUUACCAUUUAAGUGGGGUAAAAAGAGUGUAGAAAACAAGGACGUCCAGUUCUAUGAAUCUUUCACUUACGGUGGUUGUGAGUACUGUCUUUACGACUGUGUCUCAGUUGGAGAUGAUAGUAGUAAACUAGGCUCCCGAGAGUUCUUUGUUGGCAAGAUCAUUAAAAUGUGGGAGUAUAAUGAUCAGCGUCAAGACCCGAGGAGAGUCGAGUUGCUCUGGUUCUUCAAACCCUCUGAGCUUUCUGUGUACCUUGAAGGGCUUCAAGAUGUGCUUGCUAACGAACUGUUCUUGGCUUCUGGGUCAGGUCUUGGCCUCACCAAUGAAAACCUUUUGGAAGCAAUAUCUGGAAAAUGUCGUGUUCUAUGCAUCUCCAAGGACGUAAGAAACCCUCAGCCCUCUGAGGAAGAAAUCAAGUCGGCCGACUUCCUUUUUCACCGAACAUAUGAUGUGGGAACUUCCAGAAUCUUAGAUACAAUAGAUGAUUCAAUUGCUGGAGUUGAUGUUAAGUUCAUCUUUAACAGAACCAGUUCUGAAAGAAAAGCUAAUGCUCUGCAGAAUGUGGCAACCGAGAUACAAGAUAGUUUGAAACCAAAUCAUCCUUCAACUAGCGGUUCAGUUACGCAGAAUGCACGCAAUGCCAGUGAUCUCUCUGUUGGUCAUAAACAACUGGCUAGGAAAAUAUCUAAACUUGCAGAAGAAAGGUCUAACAUGAAUUCUGGUGGGGUUGAUGGUGAACUUGAUAGUUUUAGCGCUUCUUCGGGUUCUGGGAGAAAUGAUUGUCAUGGAAGGAAAGACCAAGACGAUGAGGUUGGAAAGCAACUGGCUAAACAAAAAUCAAGGCUUGCUGAUGAAAGAUGCAGUAAAGAUUCUUACUGUUCGGAUGACAUGCUUCAGAAGAAACGGAGACUAGAUGGUUCUGUCGCAGUACCAGAUGGAAGGUUUAAAGUGCCGCAGAAAUUUAGAAAUUAUGGUAGAAAAAAUAUAGAACCUAUUAGAAGAGAUGCGAGGGUAGGAAAAUCAAGGUUUGCAGAGGAAAGACGCAGCAAUGACUUUUACGGUUUGGAUGUCAUGCCUCUAAAGAAACCGAGGCUAGAUGGUUCUGUUGCAGUAUCAGAUGGAAGGACAAGAGAGUCGCAGAAUAUAAGUCAUGAUGGUAAAAAAGACAUGCAAGGUAUGAGAAAAGAUGUGAAGGUAGAAAAAUCAAGGCUUGCAGGGGAAAGAUGCAGCAAAGAUUACAUGGCUCAAAAGAAACUGGAGCUGAAUGGCUCUGCUGUAGUAUCAGAUGGAAGGUCAAAAAUGUCACAGAAAUUAAGUCAUGGUGGAAGAGAAGAUCCUAGAGACAAAGUCACAAGAGGGGAAGUAUAUUCCCAGAAGCCUAGCUUCACUGACAAGAACCAAGGUCUGCGGAUACCAAAAUUUUCUGAAGGAAAAGUUACUAAACAUGUUAGAUUUGCUGAAGGAAAAGAGACCAAACAUGUGAGAUUUGCUGAAGGAACAGAGACCAGGCAUGUGAGAUUUUCUGAAGGAACCGAGACCAGACAUGUGAGGUUUUCUGAAGGAACAGAGACCAGACAUGUGAGAUUUUCUGAAGGAACAGAGACCAGACCUGCCAGAUCUUCUGAAGGAAAAGAGUCCAGGCCUGCAACUGAGAAAGGUCUUAUCAAGAAAUCCAGCUCUGAUUGUAAAAUAUCAAAACACAGUGAGGAUGAGAUGUUGACCAAUGCCGAUUACAGAAGACAUCAUCGAAUCUUUGAAGUCACCCAAAAACCUAGUGUUGAAGGAAUCAAAUGGUUCCGAAAACUUAGUUGGGAAGAAGAUUUGAGGUGUGCAGAAGGGAAAGGGACUCUGGUUGUUCUCAGAAACUUGGAUCCUUCUUAUACAUCUAAUGAAGUGGAGAAUAUAGUCUACUCUGCUUUGAAUGAGCAAUGCACGGCCAGGAUGAUUGAGCGGACGUCAGCUACUAUUCCUCAUAUUGGUGAAGCUUUGGUGAUAUUCGAGACAACGGAUGCUGCAAAAAGGGUAAUUAGAAGACUACAUGAGGGAUGCUUGUUGUUAUCAAAUGGAAGGGUACUUGUUGCUACAAGUGCUAAGGUGAAUCCUCCAGCUAUGCCUUCAUUGCCGUUUCCUGGCCAUAUCUCUAUCCAGCGUCGAGGGAAGAGAAGCGGUGCGGUUACAUCACAUUGUUCUCAGGGUAAUAACAUUGAAUUUGAAAUGGGCAUGGAAUGGUGGUUGCACCUACGCAUAUACAAGCAGAUUUGGGAAAACAUAUAUGAGCGACAAGUUGAUGAGAAGAAGAAGUUGCAGUUGGAUGUCGAGCUAAAACACACUUAGUUUCAGCAUCAUCUUGUCUUGUUCUAGUGUAAGUAAACUCUAACAUCUAAUGAGAAACAAGUGUGAAGAGUUGAUCUUCUUGUGUUGAAGCAACCUGAGAAGGAGAACAAUCACGAGAUUUUUUGUUAGUUUUAGUUUUGGUGUAAUGUCAUACUUAGAACAUGAAGCUGACGUGUUCAUGUUCAUCCAACCCCAACCAACUUUCAACCGUAAACUCAUUUCAGGAAAUCAAAUCUUGUUUCUUGUCAUUAAAAUUCUUAAUUGUAAACCAAGCACUUGGAGCUCCUUGUAGAUAAGAUAUUCAUAAGAAAACCAAAAGAUUUGAUAAAAAAGAAGGAAACGAAAAGAAAGCCUUUAGCUUUAGGUGUGCAAAA
Raphanus sativus (radish) is the source of this 3084-nucleotide messenger RNA. RefSeq names its product protein ANTI-SILENCING 1-like. Gene Ontology annotation, molecular function: RNA binding; chromatin binding. NCBI's taxonomy places the organism in Eukaryota, Viridiplantae, Streptophyta, Magnoliopsida, Brassicales, Brassicaceae. The transcript is spliced from 11 exons. The record is from RefSeq and is a predicted model, not a curated record. The coding region runs from base 353 to 2710 and encodes 785 amino acids.